This is a messenger RNA of Drosophila obscura, 1577 nucleotides long. RefSeq names its product casein kinase I. The record is from RefSeq and is a predicted model, not a curated record. Gene Ontology annotation, molecular function: ATP binding; protein serine/threonine kinase activity. Gene Ontology annotation, cellular component: cytoplasm; nucleus. Lineage: Eukaryota; Metazoa; Arthropoda; Insecta; Diptera; Drosophilidae. The transcript has a single exon. The coding region runs from base 81 to 1520 and encodes 479 amino acids. Gene Ontology annotation, biological process: signal transduction; endocytosis; peptidyl-serine phosphorylation.
UCUACACAUUGGGUAUCGACAACCAUUAGAAUAUAUUUUCAUAUAAUUUUCUUUUCUCAAAAGAUAGACACUAUAGAGCCAUGUCGGUACCGGAAAAAGUGUUGGGAAAGUGCGGUAUUAGUAGCCCUCUAGUCAGGGCAGAGUCCAUAGCUGAUGGUACAACAUAUAUGACUGCUGAGUGUCUAUCAUCGACCUCUCUCAACACAGAACCCAAGCUAGUAGAGUCCUUGGACGGAUCAAAAACCCUCGUUCCCGGGGAAAACUACACGGAAACCUACUGCUGCAACGCAGAUAGGCAUUUCUGUAUUCAUAACAGAAAUGAGACACCCCAAGCAAAACUCGAAUUUACACCAAAUAAAAUCGUUUUGGCAUGGAAGAAGCACAUCCUAGAGUUCGAACAGAAGGAAAAAAGGCAGAAACGUAAGAAUCGCAAGCAUCCAAGUCCACGACGUGAGGCUCCUAAAGUGGACAUCAUGGACCCUUCGGAAUUCAUAGUGGGCGGAAGGUAUCGCCUAAUCGAACGCAUCGGGAAUGGCUCUUUCGGAGAGCUUUACCGGGCUAUAGAUAUCUUAGAUGGCGAGGAGGUGGCUGCGAAGGUGGAGCCCGUCAAUGCCGCGCACCCGAUGCUGGAACGCGAGGCGAAGAUAUACAAACUUCUCGCUGAGGGUGAAGGAAUCCCCCGCAUACGAUAUUACGGAACCGAGAGAGAUGUAAAUUUUCUGGUACUGGAUCUGCUGGGACCCACACUGGAGGAUCUGCUGAACUUUUGCACGCGCACCUUCACCCUGAACACCACCCUGAUGCUGGCCGAUCAGAUGCUGGCCCGUCUGGAGUUCGUCCACCAGAAGUGCUUCGUCCAUCGCGACAUCAAGCCAGAAAACUUCCUGAUGGGUCUGGGUGCAAAGUGCAGCCUGGUCUACCUUAUUGACUUUGGCCUGGCCAAGAAGUUCUACAAUCCCAGCACAGGAAUGCACAUCGAGUACAGCCAGAGUCGGGAACUGGUGGGCACACCGCGCUAUGCCUCCGUUCGGGCGCAUUUCGCCGAGCAGGGGCGCCGCGAUGAUUUGGAGUCCAUUGGCUACAUGAUCAUCUACUUUCGGCGCGGCAGACUCCCUUGGCAGGGCAUUGUGGCCGAUUCCAAGGCACAGAAGUUCGAGCAGAUUGCCGAAAUAAAGGCCUCCAUGCCACUGAACACCCUGUGCAGCGACAUGCCUGACGAGUUCUUGAUGUACCUCCGGUACUGCCGCUGCCUUCACUUCGCAGAGAUGCCCGACUACAUGUAUUUGCGGCAGAUGUUCCGGAAUCUUUUUUUCCGUCGGCGGAGGACCAACGACAUUUUCUUCGACUGGGUGGACCUAAAGAGCCUGGGCCCGUAUCAGCGGGACUGUGUGGUUAUAAAAGGGGACCAGCAGGGGAAGCGGCAGACCAUGAGGAAGAAUCUCAAAUGCUGCUCUUGCAGCUACCACAAGCACAGGCGUCGCAUGGAUCACCAGAGGGGACAUCCAACUCGCUCCCUAUAAUAUGAUCUCAUUUUCCGCUUUCGUCUUUUUAUUGUUAAUUAGCUACCACAAAAAGUA